Trifolium pratense (red clover) is the source of this 1483-nucleotide messenger RNA. RefSeq lists its product as uncharacterized. The record is from RefSeq and is a predicted model, not a curated record. Gene Ontology annotation, molecular function: double-stranded DNA binding. Lineage: Eukaryota; Viridiplantae; Streptophyta; Magnoliopsida; Fabales; Fabaceae. The transcript is spliced from 2 exons. Gene Ontology annotation, biological process: regulation of DNA-templated transcription; chloroplast organization. Gene Ontology annotation, cellular component: chloroplast. Bases 22 to 1143 code for a protein of 373 amino acids.
AACAACCCACCAGAGAAGUUCAUGAUGAUACACCAAACCUUAUCAUCUUCAUCUUCAUAUUCAUAUUCAUCCUUUUCUCCAUUUUUUCCACUUCAAAUCAAAUCUAAAUCUUUUCAAAUGUUCAAUACACCACCACCUUAUUUAUAUCUUAACAAACACUUAACUUUCCCUCUUAUCAUCCAUAACUAUCCAUCACCAUGUUGUUCUCUGCAUUUCUGCACCAACACUUCUGAUUCAACAUCUUUUGAAGUUUCCUACCUCAUCAACAAUUUCAACUUCUCCCCACAAUUUGCUUCCAAACUCUCCUCAACUUACAAGGUUCGUUUCAACACUUCCCAAAACCCUGAUUUAGUUCUCAACUUCUUUAGAAACAAUGGUUUCUCAGAAACCCAAUUACGUUAUAUCAUUUCCAAGGCACCAAGGUUACUUUCCUGUGACCCCUCCAAAAGGGUAUUGCCAAAGUUUCAAUUUUUACUAUCCAAAGGUGCUUCUAACUCUGACAUUGUUAACCUUGUCAGUAAGAACCCUAUGGUCCUGUCUCCAAGCUUGGAGAAUCAUAUAAUCCCAACCUAUGAAUUGCUUUAUAGAUUUUUGCAAUCAGACAAGGACAUUAUUGCUGGUGUAGUUCAUAAUCCAGCAUUACUUAGUGACCAUCUUGUGCCACAAAACAUCACAAUGUUGAUUAAGAAUGGAGUUACAGAUUCAAGCAUUGCAAGAUUGUUUCGGACGCGGUCACGAUCAUUGAAUACGAAUACACGUUGCAUGCUGAAGUUGGUGGAGGAAUUGAAGGAUUUGGGUUUUAAUCCUUCAAAAAUAACUUUUGGUAUAGCAUUGGAAGCCAAACUAACUGUAAACAAAACAUUGUGGGAAGAAAAAGUUGAUGCCUUUAAGAAAUGGGGUUGGUCUGAUGAAGAUGUUACAGAAGCAUUUAGAAGGCAGCCUCAUUGUAUGUUGGUAUCUAUUGAUAAAAUUAAUUUAGUGAUGAGCUUUUGGGUCGAUCAGUUGGGUUGGGAUGUGCUUGCCCUUGCAAAAGGACCGUCCGUUUUUUCAAAUAGUUUGGAAAAAAGGAUCAUUCCAAGGGCCUCAGUUGUGCAAUUUCUGUUGAAGAAAGGAGGAGUCAUCUUAUCUAUUAAAGCUUUAUGAAGAAAAACUGAGUCUUGCACAAACAAGGGACAAAACCGGCAUGUCAUGAUCAAGUUUUCAGGUAUUUAGAGUUAAUUUGUUAUCGUGUUCUAUAUUCGAUUUGAAUACUUGGUCAGAGUUUGAUCGGAGCUAGUUUGAGAUAGUUUAGUUAACUUUGUUCAUUUCCUAAUUACACAAAUGUUGGUUUUGUUUUUAAAUUCGAUAAUCUUUUUCGAAAUCGUGUUGUAUAUCAGUCUUAAUAAUUGGCUAGUAAUUCAUGUGAAAGUUGAUUUUUGCUUUUCACUUAAGGGCAAGAAUACUUUUCUGUGAAGAGUCAUUUCUCUCGCCAUGUUUAUUUAGU